Messenger RNA from Diuraphis noxia (Russian wheat aphid), 2682 nucleotides. RefSeq names its product ankyrin repeat and IBR domain-containing protein 1-like. Gene Ontology annotation, molecular function: zinc ion binding; ubiquitin-protein transferase activity; protein binding. The record is from RefSeq and is a predicted model, not a curated record. Gene Ontology annotation, biological process: protein ubiquitination. NCBI's taxonomy places the organism in Eukaryota, Metazoa, Arthropoda, Insecta, Hemiptera, Aphididae.
AUGUUUAGUUGUGAUAUUUGCUUGAAUGAACUGCCAUUAUCUGAUUGUUCAAUUAAAUUGUGUUGUGAACAUAAAUUUUGUAAUUCAUGUUGGAAACAAUACUUAACUUACAAAAUUAAAAGAAAAGAAUCUAGCAACAUUUUUUGCCCAGCUUUACACUGCCAUAUUUUAGUUCCAACUGAACUUAUUGAAAAUGUUGUUAGUCCUGAAAUGGCUCGGAGAUAUUUUGAUCUUAAUAUUGAAUCUUUUGUUGAAAGUAACCGGUCCAUUAAAUGGUGUCCUGUUCCAAAUUGUGGACUUGCUGUUCGCCUACCAAUCUCUAGAAAACCAAAGCCUAAUUCUAAGAUUGCUCGUUCUGUUGAYUGUGGCAGAGGCCAUUAUUUUUGUUGGGAGUGUAUGGGUGAUGCUCAUACUCCAUGCAGCUGUCAACAAUGGUCUCAGUGGAUGACUAAAAUAUCUGAAGUUAAACCAGAUAAGAUACGCGAGACAACUGCAGAGUAUGAAGAAGCAGCUAAUAGUUUGUGGUUGGUCACAAACUCAAAACCCUGUCCAAAUUGCAACUCACCUAUACAGAAAAAUGAAGGCUGUAAUCAUAUGAAAUGUUCAAAGUGUAAGUUUGAAUUUUGUUGGAUAUGUCAAGAAAGCUGGAAAAAACAUGGUUCAGCUACUGGCGGUUUCUUUCGUUGUAAUCGUAUGAAUGCUGUUUGUAAAGCUGAUGAAAAACGUGGCCUUCUUGUAAAAGAAGCUCAACAAAAGAAUAAGCAAAGUUUGGAAUUAAGCAAAUUUCUUCAUUAUUAUACUAAAUUUAAAAAGCACGAAGUGACUCGUACAAUGGAAGAACUGUUUGUAGAAAUUGUCAAAAAUUGGAGAGUAGCUCUUUCAGCUGCAUUAAAUAUAUCUGAAGAUGACGAACGCACAAAAUUUGUAGAAGAUGCAGUUGUUGAAGUGCAGAAAGCCAAACGGGUUUUGUGUGCAUCGUAUGUGUAUGGGUUUUAUAUGCUGUAUAGUGCAUAUAAUAGAAAUAUUUUGGAGUUUAUGCAGAAUGAAGUUGAGGAAGUUACUGAAAAAUUAUCCGGAAUGGUUUUAAGACAAUAUUUAUGUAAUCCAAGAAGUGCCAUUAUUAAUACUACUAGUAUAUUAAGACGAAAACGCCAUGAAUUUAUUAAUGCCAUAUCAGAUGGAUCUAUAUCCUUAAAAAGCAUGCCUUCUAUUCCACCAAAUGUUAUCAAACCAAAAUCAACCRCCAUGUCUCAAAAGCAUAUAAAUGCUACUGCUAAAGAUUUAUUAAAGAAAGCAAUUGGAGAUUCAAUUCAAAUUGAUCCAGAUAACCCAUGGAUUGUAGAUUCAAAAGGAAGACAUCGUAACCUAACCGCUAUAUUAGAUUGGCCUGAAAGUUGUUCAGAUGAAGAAGAGGAAACUGAAUUGGAUCGAGCUCUAGCUGUAAGUGUGUUUGGCCAAUGUAAAAUGGAACACUGUAAAAAAGCAAGAGUGAGGAAUCCUAGAACAUCUAAGUUCCAUGAAUACUGUAGCUUAAGAUGCAAAAAUACUCACAAAACUUUGUUAGAAGAGCGAAAAAAGGAAAAGCGCACAAGUAUUGUUGGUACUUUUGCUAUGGACCUUAUUGUUGCACUUGAAAUGUCUAGACUUCAAAUGAUAAAAGAUGUUCAACUAAAGAAAAAAUCAGAGAUUGAAGAAGCUAGUUGUAGCAAAAACUAUUCAGAAGUUGUUGAUGAUUCAAAUGAUGACGACCAGCAAUUGCAAAUGGCUUUACAGUUGUCUUUAGAUGAAAUUGCAAUGGCUAAAUCCAGAAAUUCAUCAAAAUCUACUGACGAAAAUGAAACAAAUUUACUUUCAAAAAAUAUUCCAGAGAAUACUCUUUUAAAAACAGAUAUUCCGRUUGUCUUACCCAAAUGUAGUGGUAUAAAACUUGAUGAUGGUGUAUUUAAAGUAGGUGAUUUGCACAAAAAUAGUUAUUAUUUAGAUUUUAGUGAAGACAUAUACAGUCGUAUGGAAAAUAAAAACCUUAGGCGAUCAUUGUCUUUUGGUGAUCUACUCUCACGUAGAGAUUUGUACAAAAAUAACCGAAGAUACUGUGUUAAUGUGUAUCAUAUGAACAGUGAUGACAGACAAGAUAAAAUAGAUAGAAAACGUGGAAAACUAAACCACGGCUUUCAAGUAUUACCCAGAAGAACUGCCUCCAUUCUUAUGGAAAUUAAUAACAAUGGUGAAUGCCGUGCAGUCACUUCGUUGGAUGACAGCAACAUUGCUGCUCCUAUAAGUUCAGACAAAAAACUGUGCAAUAUCUUGGCUCAACUAUAUUGGCAAAACUCAUCUAAAYCCACUAGCAUCACAUUGCCCAAACGUUUAAGUAAAAUUGGAAAAACUGCUGCCCUGGACACAUCAGAUGAAACAUUAGAGAAGGAAUCAAAAACUCCUGAUGAACUACCUAUCAAACCUGAACUGAAUAUUAGAAUUGAAAAGUUCAGCAGUCAUUCUGAAGACAGUGCUGAUAACGAUAUAUCCGCUGAUAUAGAAUCAGAUACAGGUAUUCCAAAGUCACCAACACUCUUCAUAUCGGGUGUAUCUAUAAAUCGUACACCAGAAACAAAGUCACCAGUAUCAGGUCGUCAACUAAGGUCAGCAAGCUUAACAGUACCAAAAAUAAGAUCAGUUAGCAAUUAA